AUGUCCAGGAACUAUGAGGUGAGUAACAUGUAGGCUAUUAUAAUUCUAUUCUAUUCUAUGUUACAGUACCUGGUCAUACAUUGCCUAGUAAUGUUGAGUUAUGACCUGACUGUAUUGGAUGGUUUGCUAGGCCUACCUCUUGGAGAAACAACCUAAGCACUGUAGCCUACCUAAUAAGUUAGAAUAAAGCGUGGUAUAAAAACACAAACAAAAAACAAACAAAUAAUCAAGUCAGUCAAUGAUACCCUUGAAGAAAGACACCAACCACUAUAUUCUCCUCCUCUGCUUACCUCCAAGCCUAGUCACUCAGUAGGGAUGUUGGCUGCUGUGGAACAUGGUCCCAUCCUCUGCAGCGACUCCAACAUCCUCUGCCUCUCCUGGAAGGGCCGGGUCCCCAAGAGCGAGAAGGACAAGCCUGUGUGCCAGCGGCGCUACUAUGAGGAGGGCUGGUUGGCCACAGGGAACUGUAGAGGGGUGGUGGGCGUGACGUUCACAUCCAGCCACUGCAGGAGAGACAGGAACACCCCUCAGAGAAUCAACUUCAACCUGCGAGGACACAACAGUGAGGUGGGUCUUGUUCUUUUCCGAAACUGCGUUUAUCUGCAGAAUGAAUCAAAAACACCUUCAUAUAAACACCCAUAUUUAAGCUGACAAUCAUCACAAAAUAGCAUUUUGUGUUAGUAUGAAAUAGACUAUGUAGAGUAGGUGGAGGAAGUGGACUGUUUUGUAUUUUCUCUCUUUCAGUGUGUGUAUCCCAUGUUGAAUAUGAAUUGUAUUCCACUUUCACAUUUCUAGAGAGCCCCCUGUGUUUGUGGAGUGUAAUAGCAGUUGCAUACUUCCCUUUGCAGGUUGUGUUGGUUCGUUGGAAUGAGCCCUUUCAGAAGUUGGCCACGUGUGACAUGGAGGGAGGCAUCUUCGUCUGGAUUCAGUAUGAGGGACGGUGGUCUGUAGAGUUAGUGAAUGACCGUGGUGCCCAGGUAGGUAUAAGAUGCCCAGGUAGGAUAUUUUGUAUUUAUUUUUAUUGGGAAAGAUAACGUAUUGGUGAAAACAUUAUGUAAUGCUGGAAAGAUAAUAUAAUGGAUGCAUUUCUACUCUCUCCAUCAGGUGAGUGAUUUCACGUGGUCCCAUGAUGGCACUCAGGCCUUGAUCGCCUACAGGGAUGGGUUUGUCCUGGUGGGGUCGGUCAGCGGACAGAGACACUGGUCCUCAGAGAUCAACCUGGAGAGCCAGAUCACCUGUGGCAUCUGGACACCUGACGACCAACAGGUAGGUACACCUGAACAAACCUGGUUUCUGGCUGAACCUAAACAAAACAUUUAGCAUUUAUUGCCCUUUUACAAACAAAUAAGAUACAUUUUAUAGUAUUGACCUUUUUGUCACAGGCAAACAAUAUAUGAAAUCAUCUGUUGGUUUCGGGGACACAGAUUUAGCCUAGUCCUGGACUAAAAAGCAUGUUCAUUUGAGAUUCUUGCAUACUUGUUUGUCUAUUGCCUGUCCAGGAGAUGUACUUGUACAUCAAGCUGCCUCAUGCUGCAGAGAAAUUUGAUAGGCUCCUGCCCCUAUGGGUCGUUCUGGCUCGGACAAGGCUUUCUUACUCUUGUCCUGGACUAGACUCAAUCUUUGUCCAGGAAACCAGCUCCAUGUAUGCUUUCUCUCAGAAAAUAAUGAUUCCUGCCCACUUUACUUCAGGUGUUGUUUGGUACAGCCGACGGUCAGGUGAUAGUGAUGGACUGUCAUGGUCGCAUGCUGGCCCAUCUCCUGCUACACGAGUCAGAUGGCAUCGUCGGCAUGUCCUGGAACUGCCCCUGCUUCCUAGUGGAGGACAGCACAGAAAGCGACACUGACUCUGAUGACAAUAACCCACCUCAAGGUAACACAUUGUUUUAACGCUAGAACAAAGAUCAAAUGAGAAAGAGAACAUCCAUGUCUUGUACCUCUAUCAAACGUAAAAAAGGAGAUGUGAUAAUAUUUUUUACCUCUACUGUGAACACUAUGAUCGUGCACAUUGGCCAGGAGGCUAAUGUGUUUAUUUCUCUCUCCCAAGUGCGUAUCCUGAAGCCCCUUCUGACAGUUAGCUUCAUAUCAGGAGACAUCAGUUUGAUGAACAACUAUGAUGACCUCGCUCCUACCGUCAUCCGCUCAGGACUCAAAGGUAAUUACUUUUUCAAUCUUCUAUAUGUGGGACCAAAUGUGUCGUGACUGAGUCUCUCCUGUUCAGAUGUGGAGGUCCAGUGGUGUUCUCAGGGGGACCUCCUGGCGGUAGCUGGAAUGGAGAGACAUGGGCUCCCUGGAGUCCCCUCUGACUCUAUCAUGAGGAACGCCCUGGUCAAAUUCUACAACAUCCAAGGAGAACAUAUCUACACGUUAGAAACACCUGCCCAGGUGAGCUCCCCUCUUUGAUUCACUUUUCUGAAAUGUUAUAGUAUGAUAUUUUCAAACUGGUUAUAAUCUGUUUGUGAUGGCAUAAUUUCAACCAGUUUUGCCUUCUGGGUAGGUCCUCUGACACGUAUUAGUCAAAGUCUAUAAGUCAUCUGAAAUCUUCAAUGAAUAACUACAAUAUUAACAGAAAUUAUACUUAAGAUGAAAUGUACUGUUGCCACACUUCCAAGUCUUGUUCAGUGGGCUAUGGAGAAAGCCAUAGAAUGUGAAUACAACAGAACAGGGCUGACUGGAGACCUGCCUUGUCAACCUUUGCCUUGCAGUGUCCCAUCACCACCAUCUGCUGGGGCCACAGAGACUCUCGUCUGUUCCUGGCGUGUGGCCCGGUGCUGUACGUGGUGCGUGUGGAGCACCGGGUGGCCAGCCUGCAGCUGCUGUGCCAACAGGGCAUCGCCAGCGCCCUGCGGGAGGAGAGGGACGUGGGCAAACUCAACAUGCCCUCCAUACUCUGCUCCUACGUCACAACCGCCUUCAUACCCACCAUCAAGGUAAAAUGAGCUUUAUUCAGUUGGCUACUGUAGGUUAUUAUCUGAUCUCAAAGCCAUCUGGACUUGUUCAUUUCAAAAUCACAGCACCCCUUGGUCGUAACCCUUCAAUGUUUCUAGAUCUGAAAGGUACAGGGGAUAUGCUGGAAGCUCCAUCACUACCCUGAGUGUACCUAUCCAGAUCCUAACGAUCUAAAGGGGUAAGGGCCAAGGGGAAAGGGUAGGGAUAGUGAGCGGAAAACAACCAACUGUUCAUGCUUUUCUCUUGUUUCUCUAGCCUCCUAUUCCUGAUCCCAACAACAUCCGGGACUUUGUCAGCUACCCCACUGCUGGCAACGAGAGGCUGCACUGCACCAUGAAGCGAGCGGAGGACAACCCCGAGGCAGGGGGACCCUGUUACACCCUCUACCUGGAACACCUAGGGGGGCUGGUGCCCAUCCUCAAAGGCAGACGCAUCAGCAAGCUACGGCCAGAGUUCAUCAUCAUAGACCCUAAAACAGACAGCAAAGCAGGUGGGAUUGGCACAGUAAAAUGUAUUAUAAUGUGCUUUCAAAAAUAGAUAGUAUGUUACGCACAAACAGCACAUUUUAGACCGGUCGAUCACGAUUGAUGAGUUGGGCAACCUUACUAUUGUGUGUUCAGAUGUAUAUUGCAAUUUUUUCCAGAAGUUCUACAGUUCUGACCUGUUCAUAGAGGUUGAGUCAAAGAUUAUUUUUAAUUUGUUGUUUGUUUGUUUGUUUGUUUAUUUGUUUGUUUGCUUGUUUUGUUUUUCAGAUGAGGUGUGUGUGAAUGCUAUGAUCUCCUACAUGACUGACAGCUGUAACUGUUCCGACUCCAGCGACAUUGAGUUGAGUGAUGAGUGGGUCGGGAAGAAGUCACCUAAACUAUCCAGAGGAAACAGAUCACCCAAGCUUUCCAGGUAUCUUUCAUUACAAUGGUCUGGACUCUGGAAGAAUGACAUUAUAAGACUAAUGUUUACCAUAUUCAACCCUAAUCCUAACCAUUACCUUUAGUAGCUGAUGUUAUACAAAAGUUCAAACUUCUUCAAUAUGUCAUACUGAUAAUUAUAUUUGUUUUAAAUGUUAUUUGUUAAUCAUUUUAAAUUGGUCUAUUUUGCCUUUAUUUGCUGUUUGUUUUGGUUGUUAUUUGGCGUAGAAGGAACAUGGAAUCUAGAAAAUCUCCCAAAAUGUCCCGGGCUAGUCAGGAAGGCCCACGAUCACCACGGUUACCAACAAAGAAGCCUCCAAUUCGAUCUCCCAGUCUGACGCGUCGAGAGAUGUCCAUGGAUGGAAUCUCUGAGGUAUUGUCUGAAUAUGUGUCGUGUGGAAAGUAGGUAUAGUGGUUCUUUAGUGGUUAGGGGCUGAAACUGUGGUUUCCGCAUGUUUAGAUUUAGCCACGUCUGGCUAGUGCAUGCAAUAUCUACAUCAUUAAAAAAAAAAUCUAUUUGCUUGAUUUCACAGCAUAAUUAUCUUGCUCAAGUCACGUCCAAUAUAUGGGGGACAAAGUUCAAAAUCGUUGGACUUGCUUCUUUCCUACCUGCUAAUCUUGGUGCAGGUAAGAUCUCAAAAAUGUGUAGAGAAGAAAAUGUACUGAAAUCAAACACGGCCAUAUUUACAGAAUGUAUCUUUUAUUUUUAAACAUUCCUUUACAUUGACUGCUCCAUUUCAGAUUUCAUUCCAAUUUGAUUUUAGAAAUGUUUACCUCUGUUUUAGUUAUCUAUAAGACCAGUUUGCUCCAUCUACAACCAAGGCAGAUGACAAUCUACCUUCCGGAGGUGCGGAAAAUAUCACUUGACUUCAUGAGCCUGCCUGUCUUUAACCCAAAUGUCUUCAGUGAGGAUGAGGAUGACUUGCCAGGUAAGUCAUGAAUGAAUGAACAAUUAAACAAACUACCAAAUAAUUGAUACUGGAAUUAAGUAUCACGUGCAAGUUUACAUGAAUUUCGGUUGGAUGUUGACUUCUGUUUAGUAAUGAAUGUAAUUCAUAACAAUACCUAAAGUUAUUGGAAUAUUCUUUGACUUGUCUUUCAGUGAUGGGACCAUCUGGAGUGACAAGUGACAACCCUCCCUGUACGGUCAACAUCCCCAUCGCACCCAUCCACAGCCCUGCCCAAGCUAUGUCCCCCACUCAGAGUAUUGGUCUGGUCCAGUCCCUGCUGGCCAAUCAGAACAUCCAGCUGGAUGUCUUGACCAAUUCCACGGCUAUGGCUUCAGCAGCAGCGGCGGCGGCCGCUGCAGCUGCAUCAGCCUCUAUUGCAGGGUCUGAUCACAGUCAGAAUGCAGUAGCAGCGCAGUACAGUGGGACUCUGGGAAGGUACUCCAACCCAGGACAGGUGACCUUUAACGGGCUAGAGAUGGGUCCCCUCCUAGCUGGAACGCUACCUCCACCUCUGCCUCCACAUCACCUCCCUCAACAACCUCAACAACAACGUCCUCAGUCACAACAGACACACCAACAACAGCAGUCCAAAACAACACAGCAGAUACAAACCCAACAGCAGCAGCAGCAACAACAACAGAGAAUUCAACAGCAUCAACAACUACAGCACCAACAACAGCAGAUUCAACAACAACAACUACAACAGCAUCAUAUACAGCAGAUCCAACAGCAGCAGCAGCAACAGACUCAGCAGCACCAAGCACUGCAACAACAGCACCAACAACAACAGGCGGCACUGCAACAGCAACAACAGCAGAUCCAACAGCAGCACCAACACUUGCAACAGCAGCAAAUCGCUCAGCAGCACCAACAGAUGCAACUACAACACGAGCAAAUGCAUCAGCAGCAGCAACAAAUGCAGCAGCAACAACAGCAGAUCCGACAGCAGAUUAUAGAGAUGAGGCAGCAACAACAGCAGCUGCAGCAGCAGCAUCACCAGAUACAACAGCAACACCAACAGAUGCAGAGGCAGCACCAACAAAUGCAGCAGCAAAUGAAGCUGCAGAUCACCUUGCCCCCUCCGCCUACUGGCUAUCCCACCAUCUCUCUGCAGCAGUUCCAGGUACUGCAACAGAUACCCCACCCCAGUGCAGAGUUGGGACCAGAAAGAGGAGAGCAGGGGCAUAGUCAGAGCCAUACUCUGGGCAGGCCAAGUCUACCGCGGUCAAGGCCUCCAUCAUUCAUUGACGUAGACAGCUUACGGUCUAGGCCUCCUUCCUUCAUCGAAGCGGACACAUCAAGAUCUAGACCGCCGUCAUUCAUCGACAUAGACACAAUACGGACUAGACCUCCUUCUUUCAUUGAUGCAGAUACAGGUACAUUGCGGUCUAGACCCCCGUCUUUCCUCGAUGCGGACUCCUCCCGAUCCAGACCUCCUUCAUUCAUAGACACAGACACACUACGGUCCAGACCUCCUUCCUUCCUCGAUGCAGAGACUUCCCUUGAGAUCCAGAUGAGAAAGGUGAACCCUCCACCACCCUACCCAGGCACCGUAGUGUCUGCAGCCACCGCCACAACCUCCACCACUCCUCAGACCCUCAUCACCAACUGUGACAACCCUAGCAUACUGGUCACAGCAGACCCGUGUCUGAAGAAAGACGAGUUCUCACUCCACCCAGUUGGUCUCCAGUAUCAGAUGGGAUACGAGAGGAUCACAACCUUUGACAGCAGUGGGAAUGUAGAGGAGGUGUGUCGCCCUCGCAGAAGACUCAUACGCAACCAGAACACCUACGCUGCUCAAGGCAUGGGAGGUUCGGCCACACUUAAAGUCACCUCAUCGUCUGACAGUAAGAAAGUCCAGCUUCCUUACAGCUCAGCAACUCUAAGCCGCCUCUCGGUGCCACGAUACUCCAUACCCAGCGGAGACCCGCCCCCCUACCCAGAUCCAGCCAAUCAGGUUAACAUUAACACGACGACACUUCCUCCUCCCCAACGCAUGGACAGUAGUCACAUGAUUCACGCCACCUUGCGACCUGACCGGCGAGACGUGGAAUCCCGCCUGAAGGUGUCCCAGAUGGUUGACGCUUCAAGGACUCUACCAACCAAGUCUAAGAUCAACAGUGCUGCCCUAGCGCUCUCUUACCAGCAGAGGGUGCCCACGGCUCUGUAUACCUGCACUCAGUGCAGCAGCAACAGCAGCAGCACCAGUGUCAGUGUUAGCGGUGGUGGUAGUAGCAGCAGUGGCAUCGCAGGAGGCACUGUAGUGCGACAGGAUUUCCCACCAGGAAAAGUUGCACAUCACAGCACCAUCAUUGUUCACUCUAAAAGCACUUCCCCUCAAGCUUCUCAGUCGUCUUACAAUCUGCUGAGUCCUAUUGAUAACAGCAGGGAUAGGACUGUGUAUGUGAACUCUGCCUUUACCGAAGACGAGACAUUAAGUCAGCAGUGUCGUCACUUGACACUUGGGGAGGUUAGUUUGACUCUGAAACGUCCCCCACCAUACCAGUGGGACCCCAACACCUCAGAGGAGUUCUGGAUACCCCCAGAACAGACUAUCUUAGCUCCCCCUCCACCACCAACGCACAAACCACCACCCCCGCUCAUCUUCAGCAAUGCUCAGCAUCUGGACAUGACACGGCUGCCUUUCGUACUCUCAACAAAACCUCCCAGCAGCCCAAGUACUGUUACUUUCCCAUCGGGCUACCAGAUCUCUCUGUCACCUUUCCCUGCAGGGGUAGGUCAGGGUGGAUCCCCACUCCAGUCCAUGCAGAGCCUUCCACCACCCUGCCCUCCCAACGAAGUAGUUGCCCCAGUCCCCCAGUUUGCCCAGCAGGACCCCAACCUGGUCUUGCCACCUGGAUACCCUCCCAACCAUGCCAACCUAGCUUGCUGCCCACUGCCCCCAAUGUACCCAGGGGCCACAUCCUGUGCCGGGCUUCAGCAGCACCCUGUUAGCCUGCACCCCUGGAACCCAUAUAGCCUACCCAUGCAGGACCCGUCAGGCUCUGCCACCCUCCCCAGCAAGUCUCAUCAGGUGUUAGAGAAGCCAGUCCUCUCCCCACCUCCUCCUACUGCUCCUCCUCCCCCACCUCCUUCACUUCCUCCUCCUCCUCCACCAACCGAGCUGCCGAAACCCAAAAGCCCUACAGAGGAGCUAGCAGAAUCUGCCAGUAGCUUCCAGGAGCCGUCUUCUCUAAACCAAAGCCCUGUUCCAGACCGACAGGGGUCCGACAGGUUCAGCAAGAAAAGUCGUAAACGUCUGGACAGCCGAGCCGAGGAGGCAAACAUGACCCCCGUCUCAGAGGGAAAAUCCAAAAAGGAAGGGCGCGCCCUCUCCGACUUCAACUCCCUAAUCUCCAGCCCCAGGCUUGGCUGCAGGGAGAAUAAGAAACCCAAAGGCCAGAGGGAGCAGCUGAACAAAACCAAGAAGCUCAACAGGACCAGUACCACCAGCGAGUUCCAGGACAGUUCGGAGAGCGAGCCUGAGCUCUUCAUCAGCGGAGACGAACUGAUGAACCAGAGCCAGAGCUCCAAGAAGGGUUGGAAGAGUAAGAGGAGCCUGAGGAUGGCCAGUGAACUGGAGGAGAUUAAGUGCAGGAAGGCCAAUGAGAGAGAGGACCGCGGGCUGGGCAGCCAGGGAUUCGUCUACGUCAUGGCCAAUAAGCAGCCACUCUGGAACGAGGCCACACAGGUCUACCAGUUGGACUUCGGAGGACGGGUCACUCAGGAGUCUGCUAAGAACUUUCAGAUCGAGCUGGACGGGAGACAGGUACAAUUUUGCUUCCAUUAUUUACUGAACCCUAGAUACAUUGUAAAAAAAGAACCACCUAUAUAUCAUUUAGAAUAUGAAAUCUGUUUGUGGUUGCUUUAAAUAUAAGUUUAGCCUCCAGUCUCUCUGGAGGCCUGGUUUCAGAUCCCACCGCUGCCACUAACUGUCACAUUGACCUGUUUAUGGCAGAGAUGUGUCAGGACUCAAAUUGAGCUCCAGGCAGCAGUGGCGUAGCCAGAAAUUCAUUGGUGGGUGGGCCUACAGAAAUUUGGGUGGGCCAAUUUUAUUUUUUUUUGGGGGGGGGGGGGGGGGGGGGGGUUGGGGAAAACUUCCUUAUUUCUGUUUUCCUGUCUCUUUUCCCCCCGUCUUUCUACAGGUGAUGCAGUUUGGCAGAAUCGAUGGGAACGCAUAUAUCCUGGAUUUCCAGUAUCCUUUCUCAGCAGUGCAGGCCUUUGCUGUUGCCUUAGCCAAUGUUACUCAAAGGCUGAAGUAAGAGACUGCUCUAACC
Messenger RNA from Coregonus sp. 'balchen', 9078 nucleotides. The record is from the annotation of a GenBank genome assembly. Lineage: Eukaryota; Metazoa; Chordata; Actinopteri; Salmoniformes; Salmonidae.